Molecule: messenger RNA, 2118 nt
Organism: Gossypium raimondii (Peruvian cotton)
Lineage: Eukaryota; Viridiplantae; Streptophyta; Magnoliopsida; Malvales; Malvaceae
Product: leucine aminopeptidase 1
Exons: 10
Coding region: 334-1902 (522 amino acids)
Biological process (GO): proteolysis
Cellular component (GO): cytoplasm
Molecular function (GO): metalloaminopeptidase activity; manganese ion binding
Source: RefSeq, a predicted model, not a curated record
GAAUGAGAAACCCAAGAUAAUCCAAAGCAUGGACAUGAUGAUUAUCCCGCCAUGUCCUACAAUUCCACGUCAUUCUCAAUACACUCAUCAUUGUCACUGCCUAAAUGCUUUAGCUUUUUGACAAGUUCCGUUAUACUUACAAAAAUUGCCGUCUAUUCUACACUAAAGUAGAUGCUCGCCAUUGUUGCAUCUUUGGCUACUUCUCUUGUAGCUUAAUCUUGUUUCUCACUCUUCUCCUCCUAUUUAUUUGAUCUUCGGCUACUUACAGUCUUCAUCUGGGCUUUUAGAUUUUUUUUCUUUUGUUUUUCUGGCAGUUGUUCCUUUGUGUUAUUCAUGGCACACACUCUUGGUCUUACUCAACCAGCAAACAUAGAACUCCCCAAGAUCUCUUUUGCUGCAAAAGAGAUCGAUGUGGCAGAAUGGAAAGGGGACUUACUUGCAGUUGGGGUCUCUGAAAAAGACAUGACCAAAGAUGAAAACUCCAAGUUCCAAAACCCAAUUUUGAAAAAAUUAGAUGGCCUGUUGGGUGGUCUCUUAGCUGAGGCCUCUUUUGAGGAGGAUUUCACAGGGAAAGCUGGCCAGUCCUUGGUUCAUAGACUUCCAGGCCUUGGCUCCAAAAGGGUUGGUUUGUUUGGCCUUGGUCAGUCAGCUUCAUCGCCAGCUGCUUUUCAUGGUCUUGGUGAGGCUGUUGCUGCAGCUGCAAAGACUGCUCAAGCCAGUGGUGUCGCCGUCAUCCUUGCCUCUUCAGAAUGUCCUUCCGCCAUGUCGAAGGGAAACACUGCUGCGGCUAUUGUAUCUGGGACGGUGCUGGGAUUAUAUGAAGAUAAUAGAUACAAAUCUGAGUCAAAGAAACCACAGCUUAAAUCUCUGGAUAUUCUUGGUCUUGGAACUGGACCAGAGAUAGAGAAGAAGAUAAAGUAUGCUGAAGUUGUUUCUUGUGCUAUAAUAUUUGGAAGGGAGCUUGUGAAUUCACCAGCCAACGUACUUACCCCUGCUGCAUUAGCCGCAGAGGCUUCAAAGAUUGCUUCACUGUACAGUGAUGUUCUGUCUGCAAACAUCUUGACUGAAGAGCAAUGCAGGGAAUUGAAGAUGGGAUCUUAUCUCGGAGUUGCUGCAGCAUCUGCAAAUCCUCCUCAUUUUAUUCAUUUAUGCUACAAACCACCAAGCGGACCUGUUAAAACCAAGUUAGCAUUAGUUGGAAAAGGAUUGACUUUCGACAGUGGUGGCUACAAUAUCAAGACUGGACCUGGUUGCUCGAUCGAAACCAUGAAAGCAGACAUGGGAGGUUCGGCAGCUGUUUUUGGUGCGGCAAAAGCCCUUGGACAAAUCAAACCUUCUGGAGUAGAGGUUCAUUUUAUUGUUGCAUCUUGUGAAAACAUGAUAAGUGGAAAGGGUAUGAGGCCUGGAGAUAUUGUCACAGCUUCAAAUGGAAAGACAAUUGAGGUUAAUAACACUGAUGCAGAAGGUAGGCUUACACUAGCAGAUGCUUUGGUUUAUGCUUGCAACCAAGGUGUUGAGAAGAUAGUUGACCUGGCAACACUAACCGGGGCUUGUGUUGUUGCUCUUGGACCCUCAAUUGCAGGCAUCUUCACACCCAAUGAUGAUCUAGCAAAGGAGUUAUUUCAAGCAUCAGAGGCCAGUGGUGAGAAAUUUUGGAGGAUGCCAUUAGAGGAAAGCUAUUGGGAAUCAAUGAAAUCAGGAGUUGCUGAUAUGGUAAAUACCGGCGGUCGUCAAGGCGGUGCUAUCAAUGCAGCUCUGUUCUUGAAACAAUUUGUUGAUGAAAAAGUAAAGUGGAUGCACAUUGACAUGGCUGGGCCUGUCUUGAAUGAUAAGAAGCAUGUGGCAACUGGAUUUGGCAUCUCAACUUUGGUGGAAUGGGUUCUGAAGAACUCUUCUUCUUAAAUGAAAGCUUGGAACAUGCUCUGUUGUGACGGUGGCAGACCGAAAAAGGAGAACAACCUGUUCGAGGUUGUUGGGUUCUGUAAGAUCUGUCCGAUAAAUAAGAAGCUUGUUGUUCGAAUACUGCUCUGUUUUCUUUUGCUUUUUGUAGCUUGUUCCUACAAUGUUAUAACUACAUAAAAGCUUUUUUACCAAUAAAUCUCUUUCCUUCUCAUGUUU